Talaromyces rugulosus is the source of this 1866-nucleotide messenger RNA. RefSeq lists its product as uncharacterized. NCBI's taxonomy places the organism in Eukaryota, Fungi, Ascomycota, Eurotiomycetes, Eurotiales, Trichocomaceae. The transcript has 2 exons. The coding region runs from base 1 to 1866 and encodes 621 amino acids. The record is from RefSeq and is a predicted model, not a curated record.
AUGCCUAAACUGUCGUUGAUACUGAUUUUCUCCUUUUUCAUGAGUGUCUUGGUAUCCGGACGUGCUUGCGACCCAACCGAUCCGCUCAUCAGAUUUAUGCGAGAGUUAAAAGGUGCCCGCCAGGAAUGUGCGUCAUUGCUAGGGGAUCAUUCGACAAGAACAGUCACUACUACUACUUCUGUGGAUUCGCCUCCGACUACUUUAUUCACAGAGAUAGAUCGCGAAACCACCAUUGGCUCGGUCGAGGUGGAUAGAAUAACCAACACGGUCAAGCAUACGGAUACUGAAACCGUUACCAGUGCUGUAUAUGACGUGACGAGUUAUAGCACAGUUGUAGUCACAAUGACUUCAGUCGCUUCUCCCCAAGCUCGAACAUCAACGGUUUUUCAAACGAUCACCACCGGCGGCACUAUUACUUACUAUACGAUCACGAUUACUAGUUUCGGGACAACAGCUACAGGUGCGACUUUGACAUCUGCUACAACUACUGGAGUGUUAGUCACCACUUAUUUUGAUUCUACUACCACUGCGAGUGGCAAGCCACCAUUAGUAACAAGUGCAAGAACUAGUUUGAUAACGACUUUGCCAGAUUAUUCCACAGAAACCACUACAGCUACGUCUUUGCUACCUUCUACGCCUCUUACAUCUGUCAAAUCUACAAAGACAGGAAGCAAUAAUACCACGACGGGAUCAGAUUAUUUCACAGAAACGACCAUGGCUUCCUCUUUGCUAUCUUAUAAUUCUCCAAAAUCUCCGAUACCCAUAUUGCCAACAAGUAUUAGAAAAGGAUCUACACCGACCUUUUCAGCAACCAUCACGCCUUCAUCUCCAUUAUCUUCGGCUCCUCUCAAAACUACCAAGCCCAUAAUUACACCAAGUAAUAGAAGAAACUUUACAUCAACACCACUGGUGAAUAAUGCAACGGGGACUGGUAGGGUUUCAUCAUUGCUCCCUUCUCCUCUUCCAGUCACUACUGGUUCUACAAAGGCAAAUAGUACCACAUAUACCUCUUCUUCUCCUGGGUUUGAGAGUUAUACAACAGAGACUAGCACAUCCCCAUUUUUGCUGCCUUCUUCUCCAUCUGUUUACACGUCUAUUUCUCCUUCUUAUCUUUCUACUCCUCUACCCCCUACUACCGUUACCGCCGGUACUAGCAAAGGUCCCAGUGUUCCACUUGCACCAGGCUGUACCGAAUACACCAUCACGAUAACUGUCACUGAUCUUUCCCCUCGGCCAUCCACUGCAACCUCCACUUUCACCACGCUAGGGUCUAUUUACAAUACUUCUAUAUCUAAAAAUACAACACGUUUUUCCACACCGCUCACUCCCUCUCCAUCCCCAUCUCCCUCUCCAUUAGCAGGACCGGGUCCUGUCAUGAAUAGGUGGAGACGGUUCAAUAUUCCAAGAUCCUCGUCUACUACUCCCUCAAAUUCGUGGUACAAUGCUAUUAUGACAGCCGCCCCCAUUAUUCCCGAGAAUGGACUAGAUGCAUACCGCCUGUAUGACCGUGGCCCCGGAGACACGUCAUCAGCAUGCUCCUGCAUCAUGCCAUAUCUUUUAUCUCAGCCUAAAGUAACUGUAGUUGUUACCAAAACUAUACCGCCACGAAUGAUAUGGGUUACCAAAACCGAGGUGUUUACUAAAGUUCACAUUGAUGCCACAACUACUUUCACAACGUCAAUAGUUCGACACACAACCAGAUACGUCACGAUAUUUCACACAGAGGCCAAGGAAGCGAUGACAACGAAGUCUAUACCUGCCCCUGGAAUUGCGGAAUCGGCUCCUGUUGUCACCGUGACGAGCACGACGACUGUCCAGACGCCAGUUACAAGCACAGUAACUCAAUAUACUACUAUAUACGGAUGA